CCCAGACUAAGGACUCACUGAUCCUGGGUGAGCCUGCUUUAGGCACUGGCUGCCUCCCAAAGGUAGUGGGCUUUCACCCGGAGCUGGGUCUUGCACCCCCUUUCAAGUCUGCGCACUGUUCUCCCAUCCCCCAAUCUGCACAAGGUCUUGCUUCUGCAUACAAACCAUCACCAUCUGCCAAUCAUUCCACCCACCUGCAUCCAACAACUCGCCAACUUGUGAAUCAUCCACAAACGCAACUGCCAUCCCCCCGCUCUUGUUUAUCAGAACGUCCAUUCGCUUCCUUCUUUCUUCUUCCUUCCACAUCUUCCUCAUCAAAGGGAAGAUAUCACUGCAUCGAGACCGCCGUCAAGGUCGUCUCUUAUCGCCACUUACACGUCGACUCACGCACCUACGUCGCAACCUGCACGACUUUGAUCACUCGACCUACCUGCGCAACCACUUACUUGCCUUGCAGCCCAACCACAGACAAAGCGCUGUCGUUGCUUCUUCUGUCCAAGUAUAUCGUGUGAUCUUACACUCGAUUCUUAUCGCAGAACAUGGCUCCCGCAACCGUGUCGGCCCUUGGUAUGGCCCUCAACGGCAAGUCCGCGUCUGUCGACAUUCCAAAGCCACGCGAUGCGAUCAUGGGCCGGGACAACUUCAUUGCUGCACCGGCCUCCUCGAAGAAACACUCGGGCAUGUUGCCUACUCCUCCCAACUCCAUCUCUCCAAACCUCCCUCCUCACGGUCGUCGAGACAACCGUCAUCAUGGCCAAAUGUCUCCAAAGAGCACGGCUGUCGAUUCCGACAUUGACUUGCGCGAUGCCGGCGAUGACCCGCAACUCACCACCCUGAGCGCUGAGGCUCUCGAUAGUCUGGGUGAUUUGGACAGUGCUGGAGCUAUUACCCCCAGCAUGCUGGCCAAGCACCAUCUGCCAGAUAUCCUGUUGUCUCACGGUCCUCUGGCCAUCAGACACAUCAUGGGUUAUCUGACCACUACCGUGCCGGGCUUUUCGCGCAUCACUUCGGCCAAAGCCCGUCGCUUGGUUGUAGCCGCGCUCGAAGGCAAGGGUGGUAAUAUCGAGCGGGAUGGCGAGGUCAUCUUCGACAAGGUGGGCUGGGGAAGAUGGGAUGCUCGUAUCAAAGGGCAACCUCCUCGUGAGCGUCAGGGCACUGCCAUGACACCUCCAGGCAGUCUACCAUCGUCGUACUCUCAGCCUGGUCUGCAGGUUACGGGUCAGCGAUCCUGGCGUACGGGAUCUCAAGACCUAGGCACCAGCUACACAGGCAACUCCGCCGUCUUCUCUCACUCCGAGAUGGAGUACGAGGACCAGGAUAUGUUGGAGCACGAGGCCGACAAGAUGUCCUUGGAUGGGGAUGAUGAUGGCUACGUGUCAUCGAUCGCUCCAGAACCCCUCGAUGAGGACCUCGGAGAUGGUGAGAUCACGGAUGAGGAAGAUUGGGGCAGCAUUGGAGCGGAAGCACUUCGCGCGAGGUCUCUUCCCAACAAUGCGAGGUCGGUUUCUGGCCCUGGUCGGCUUUAUCAACCUAUCGCAACCUACUCUUAUCAGCCAAGGCAGAGGUCAAAGACUCCGGCUGACAUCGCUAGCACUCUCCCGACGAAAGCAGUGCCUAUCAACCAAGCAAACCCAUUCUCUUUUUCAAACAGCGCUGGCGUUAACGACUCCCAAGAAAGAGCUGCGAUCGAAGCACUCUUGAGUCUUGGUUCCAUGUAAUACUAUAAUGACUUUGGGGGUUCGACCCGGUUUGGCUGGUCGAACUCUGGUGGGGAUUGGGCAACAUGAUGUGUCGGCACUCGCACAUGACACUCUCUACGAGGAUGCACGGCACUCGCUCCAGUCCUUGGGACCUUUCUGGCGUUCUGGGAUACUUUAUUACGACAUUCCUCCACUGAUGAUGACCUCAAGACCUGGAGCCGCACGGGCUACGCUGGCUCGGUUUUCGUGGAUACCUUACUCUGUUUAUGUUUUUGCAGCUGUGGAAGUUGUCACUCGACUGGCCCUCCACUUCGAUUCUUGUCUCUACAACGGCCUCUACUCAAAGGGCUCGUUCUCUACGGAAGAGACUAUCUUACGACACUAUGUCUUUUAUAAUGCACAUUUUGGUUCAGUGCUGCACCGUAACCCAAUGAAUUUGGGAAGCAGUACAUCGACAAGUCUAAGCAGCAGGAAUGGAUAGAUGAGCAGAUGCUCGUUGCGCAGAGCGUUGUCGACUGGUCGUCUUCAUUGAUCGUACUGGAAAUAUCGUUCUGCAACUCUGUCAUGUUUACUCAUUGCACGGAGAAGUGAGUUUUAUGCUUAACAGAAAUAUUCACCGUCUGGUAUAUGGUGCAUCGCCUUGAUCAGAAGGUGCAGGUGAAGGAGAAAAACAGGUAUAGCUAGUGCUGUACCUUCAACACAUUUCAUUUGUUCGUGUGUGAGGCGGAGGCGCGAAUGAGGGCUUGCAAUCUGAAUGAGCUUGGUCCAAGUCGAUGUGAGAGAUCGAUUGUGAGGGCUAGCUGUCCAGGAAGGGAGGAGGUCCAGCAGUCGAAGCGAAGAAACAGCAGGAAGAAACAUCUUGGGGAGACAAGGAGGUGAACCUGAGACGGCACUGAGGACAGGUAUCUUCCCAAGAAGCGUUUCUCUUGUCUAUUCUCUUACCAUUGUAUUGUGGAUUCCCGAGCAUUUCUCUUCGCCUACUAUGGUGUGAGAGCUGAGUGAAGCUGGAAGAAUGGGGGAAGGGGAGAAGGGGAGCGUGGCGAAGGAAAAUUGAUAGUCGAGAACAGAAUAUCAAUUUCCAAUUCGAAAAA
Molecule: messenger RNA, 2791 nt
Organism: Exophiala xenobiotica
Lineage: Eukaryota; Fungi; Ascomycota; Eurotiomycetes; Chaetothyriales; Herpotrichiellaceae
Exons: 2
Coding region: 540-1718 (392 amino acids)
Biological process (GO): positive regulation of transcription from RNA polymerase II promoter by glucose
Cellular component (GO): nucleus
Molecular function (GO): sequence-specific DNA binding
Source: RefSeq, a predicted model, not a curated record